Lytechinus pictus (painted urchin) is the source of this 2350-nucleotide messenger RNA. RefSeq names its product zinc finger MYM-type protein 1-like. Lineage: Eukaryota; Metazoa; Echinodermata; Echinoidea; Temnopleuroida; Toxopneustidae. The transcript is spliced from 4 exons. The record is from RefSeq and is a predicted model, not a curated record. Bases 1 to 2265 code for a protein of 754 amino acids. Gene Ontology annotation, molecular function: protein dimerization activity.
AUGGCUCAUAAUAAGAAGUUGAAAACAUCAAAGAUCACUUCUUUUUUCAAACACAAUGAGAAAGAAGAACAUGAUGACGAACAGCCGUCUACAUCAAAAUCGGAUGAUGUCGGAGAUAGGCCUGUUCUUCCUGAAGUUCAACCAGAAGAAAGUGCCGUUGAGGGUGAUGGAGCAUCUGAGGCGAAAGAUGAUGAUGAAGCUGAUGCCGGUUUUGACGACUGGGUUAGCCCCAAUCACCCCCCUACUUCUUCCAUUCCCGUAGUAGAAACUAAAACGCAGAAAAUUCUGUUUCAAGCCAAAUGGUACCAAAGCUACCCCUGGAUCCAUUACGAACCCUCCCUGAAACGGGUACUGUGUUUUUACUGUGCACAGGCAGAAAAACGCGGACUCUUGAAAUUGGCCAAGAACAAAGAACCAGCAUUUGUUUCAGUCGGCUUUUGUAACUGGAAAAAGGCAUCACCCAGAUUUGAGAGCCACCAGGCUUCAAAUUGUCACAGAGUCGCAAAGGCAGCGAUGUCCUUGAAACCUGAGGCUAAAAUCGAUGUCAAAAUGGACGCCAACCGCCGUCAACAGCAGGAAACAGCCCAACGAGCACUGAUGAAGGUCUUCAAGAGCUUGCGAUUCCUUCUGCGACAGGGUCUGUCAUUUAGAGGCCACACAGCUGAGGAGGGAAACUUCCAACAGUUGCUAAACGUCUUCCGCGAUGAUGAUGAAGGACUUGACAGAUAUCUCAAGCGGUCAAUCAGCUUCACAUCUCCACAGGCCCAAGAAGAGAUGAUCCAGAUGUUCGGUGCAGAUAUAGUUAGAACACUUGCGGCACAGAUUGCGAAAGAUGGACCGUUCGGAGUAAUGGUUGAUGGGACACAGGACAUCACUGGAGUCGAACAAGAAGCUAUCUGCUUCCGCCACGUUGAUGACAAUCUGGAUGUACAUGAAGAGUUUGUGGGACUGUAUGAGCUGCCGUCCACAUCUGGGGAAAUUAUCUCGAAAAUGAUUUUCGAUGUAAUCACCCGCCUGUCACUGUCGACUGACAAUUUGAGAGCCCAAACAUAUGAUGGGGCAGCCAACAUGCUGGGUCAGUACAAAGGAUGCCAAGCCAAAGUGAAGGAGCGCCAACCCCUCGCACUGAACUUUCACUGUGCAUCACACGUUGCUAAUCUCAUUAUGCAGCAUGCAGUCUCCGAUUGCCCCGCAGUUCGAGAUGCCAUCCAAUGGGUUCAUGAGCUUGGUGUUCUCUUCAAGAGAUCCGGGAAGUUUAAGGGCAUCUUCCAGGACAUUGCACAAGACAGCCUCUCCGAUGAUCAGCCGGUAAAGCCCUCUACCAUUCGCCCCCUUUGUCCGACCCGAUGGCUCUGUAGGUCGCCUGCAAUUCUCUCCGUCAAAGACAACUACGAGCCUGUUCUGGAAAGCCUAAGGGAAAUGGCGUCAUCAGGCACCUCGGAAUCAGCGGUGAAGGCGAACGGUCUUCUUGAUCGCUUUGAGAAAGGAGCGACGUACCUGAGCCUAGAGAUGGUGACCAAGCCAAUCGUUGCCCUUGAACAGCUGAAUCGGUCCUGUCAAUCCCGCUCCGCUAUCGUUUCAGGUAUGCUGGAAGCAGUCAAAGUGACAAGGAGUCAGAUGAUGGCAUGGAGAACAUAUGAGGAAUUCCACGAUCUGUUCGAGAAAGCAGUGUCAAAAGCGGAUGAGCUGGACCUGGAUCCACUAAGUGUUCCAAGGAAAAGAAAUCCACCCAGACGCCUCACAGGAACCGCCGCGCCAUUCCACCCAACCAGCCCGGAACAACACUUCAGGCAGCAAUACUUGGCAUUCAUUGACGCCAUCAUUGUACAAAUGGACGACAGGUACGACUCGUCACAGUGUAACCUCGCUGCCUACAAGGUUCUUGGAGAUAUGCUGAUCUCAGGCAAGGAUGUGCUAGCAGUACAACUGGCUAUGUACCGACAAACGACGGAGGCGAAGAGUGUGCAGGAGGCGAGAGAGGCGUACAAAGCCAUGACACCAGAAGUCCGCAACCUCUUCCCCCAAGUAGCUACCCUCAUGAAGUUGCUUCUCGUGUGUCCAGUAACCUCAAGCGAAUGCGAGCGUAGCUUUUCCGCUCUAAGGAGACUCAAGACGUGGCUGAGAAGCACCAUGACUCAGAAGAGGCUCAAUGCAGUAGCUGUCUGUAACAGCCACCACCUCCUGCUUGACAACAUAUCCCUACAGCGUCUUGUCAAGGAGUUUGCGGGCAGGAACGAAAAGAGGCGCAAGAUAUUUGGUUUCUAAGACACAAAUUUGCAAGACUACAAAAGUAAAACUGACUAAGAGACCGAUAUGUUUGUUUGUUGAGCCAUGAAUGCUCCUUAAGAAA